ACAGGGGCGAUUUCCCGACAGGAAGUUAUGCCUGUAAAGCGUACUCAGGGCAAAUUUGUGCACAUUUGCUUUCGCCAGAGGCCAACUGUGUCCGGUGGUAAAAUAAACAGCUUGUGGCUCCGAAUUAACUGUAGAGGUUGGAUCCAUUGUCUACCGGACGAAGAACCACCUGAGAUUCACCUCAACUACAGACUUCCUUCUCUCAACCGAAGCCACCUCCACCAUGACUACCGCUGUGAGAGAUUCUGCCGUUGUGCCUAUCCGAGGUGCUGGCGAUGGCAUGGAAACUAAGAAACAACCAGCUGUCCUGGAAGUCAACACGGAUACACCUCCGCCAGGUCCAUCCGCACUUCCCCUCCUGAAGGUGGCAAGUCCAAAACACAGCCCCAAAUGUACCCAUCCCACUUCCAUGGCUGCCCCCCAACCUCUCGGGGUUCUUCACCUGGGCAGGGUGAGUCGGGAGGCUUGUGCAGAGGUGGAGGCUGUGAGGAUCAUCGUCCCCCGAACCGCUAUUAGCCGAACCGGCCGUGCGGGACCUGCUGAGGGCAAAGUUGAGGCUGGACAACAGUCUGAGGAGCAGCACUCUCCCCCACUGCCUCUGGUGGAGGACUGGAGAGGACAGCUGGAGAAGCUUCAGAACUCUGAACGCAGGCUGCUGCAGGAUAAGGAAGGUCUUUCCAAUCAGCUGCGUGUGCAGACCGAGGUUAACCGAGAGCUAAAGAAACUGCUGGUGGCAUCAGUGGGCGAUGACCUUCAGUACCACUUUGAACGCUUGGCACGGGAAAAGAACCAGCUGAUUCUGGAGAAUGAGGCUCUGGGCCGGAGUCUGGCGCACACCGCAGAGCAGCUGGAGCGGAUGAGCAUCCAGUGUGACGUUUGGAGGAGCAAGUUCCUGGCCAGCAGAGUCAUGGCAGAGGAACUGACGAAUGCCAGAGCAGCUCUGCAGAGACAGACCAGAGAGGCACAAGGAGCCAUUCAGGAUCUGCUGUUAGAGAGAGAGGAGUUCUCCAGAGACAUGAUGCUCACUCACAGAUCUUUGGAGCAGCUCCUGGUGUCUCUGCAGUGGGGCAGGCAGCAGACGUACUACCCCAGUGCACAGCCCCUCAGCACCGGGGAGCUGGCAGCAGCCAAUCGCAAGCUAGCAGACGCCAUCAACUCCCACCUGCUGGGCAACACCACUCCUGCCGGCAGCAGUGUGGUGAAGAGCAGCAACGCAGCAGCUGAGCAGCUCUGCAGCACACCGGCCGAGAAGAUGGCUGAGAAGGUGCUGAAGAUUUUAGAUCCAAUUUCCUGUUCAGAAAACAAGGCAGACCCUCCACUCAGUGACUCCACCCCCCCCAACUUCCUCAAUAAUAAGAAGAGCAUCGGCAGGUUUCACCCUUAUACCCGCUAUGAGAACAUUACUUUUAACUGCUGUGAGCGCUGCAGUGGAGAUAUCCUGGUGCUGUAGACGUCAAGAGGUGACAAACUACCCCCCAUCGGACACAGAUGCAGCAUCAGAGCUCAUUUCAAAUGACUGAAGUCUCAACAAGAAUGUGCAUUGGAUUAUAAUGCUGUUCUGUGUUACAAGACUUAUUCAGCCACGUCCCAAACUUGGCUGCUCCUGCAGACAUUUCUUUUCAAGUGUGUAGCUAAUUGUUGAGAUUUCCACAAUUUCAGAUAAUGGUUUUAAUUACUUCAUCAACCUGCUAAUUAUUUUGCUCUCUUAACUUGAAAAAAGUAAAGAUAAUGGGGUUAUUUGUUCAGGAAUGUGAGAGUGAUGAAAACGGUGCAUUUCAGAGUCUUUGUAGCCUGGUUUAAACCAUAGCAAGUUGUAUUUAUUGUUGGGAUGAGAGGUCAAGAUGAAUCAGUGUUACAGGGUGACAAGACACAGUUGACAUGUCUGCUUAUUCAAACUUGAACAUUAUGCUUUAUUUCAUUAUUUAUGUAUCCUUAAGUCAAUUAGGAACAAAGGAGCAAACUGGCUGUAAUGUCUGAGGCCUGACUGGGCGGCCUGUUGUGUAAAUAACCCUUCCGGGAAGUUAGGAAAUAUCAGAUAAGGAGAUAAUUGUGCAGCCUCUUGUUCACUGUGAAUGUAUGAUAAUGAAAAAAGUGAGGUUGCCUCUUUUACAUGCUGGUAAGAUGGUGCUAUCAUAAUUUAAACAUUUUAGUCAUAGAUUUUGUAUAUUUAAUGCUGCAAAGGCAUUUUAGUAUACAUUAUUUUGGAAGUGAUUUUAUGAUACCACUAUCGAUUUUUAUAGUGCCGCAGUAUUGAUUGAAAAAAAAAAAAAGCCCAGAUAUUAUCUAUUGCCCGCACACAAAUUCAGUUAUUUUGUGGUGUUUCAAAGAAAAAUUGCAUAUUUCUAAACAUUUCCCACAAAGAUCUUUCCACAAAGUUAUUUUGUUUUCAUUUGGGUGAUAUUUUGUGUAAUUCAUUAUUUAAAAAAUCGAUUUAAGACUUUCUUUUUGCUUCUUUAUGCUAUUAUGAAAAAGUAAUAUAUUGCACGUCUUUUUGCAAUUUUCUAAAACCAAGCUGUACAUUUUGAUUUAUUUCAUCUGUAACGGAGAAAUGAUGAUGGUGACUGUAUCAUCGACAGUGAAAGUAACCACAAGAAUGUUUACAUUUUGUUUUCCAUCUCAGAACAAAAUAAAGACCAAAGUAGUUUCUA
Molecule: messenger RNA, 2648 nt
Organism: Acanthopagrus latus (yellowfin seabream)
Lineage: Eukaryota; Metazoa; Chordata; Actinopteri; Spariformes; Sparidae
Gene: blzf1
Product: basic leucine zipper nuclear factor 1
Exons: 7
Coding region: 224-1450 (408 amino acids)
Biological process (GO): Golgi organization; Golgi to plasma membrane protein transport
Cellular component (GO): Golgi membrane
Source: RefSeq, a predicted model, not a curated record